AGCAGUCCAACAACCCGCCUCCUGUCCAUUGCCGACGCAACCACCGCCCGCUUCGCCAUCUGCGGCGCAGUCUGGCUCUAUGACGCCAGCCCAGCCUCUCAGGAUCCCUCGGCCCUCGCCAACCGUCUGGAGACCAGCCUCCGCCAUAGCCUCAACGACUUCCGCCACCUCGCAGGAAGCCUGAGCUGGGCCCCUCCAGAUACCCGGCACCCGGCCUACCCUAGGUACGGCCGGCCCCAGAUCACCUGGAACAGCAGGUCUGAUGGCGGCGGCGGCUGCUGCGGCGCGGACCCAGGUGUGGAAUUUUCUCGCGCGCACUACGACGCACCCCUCGCGUCCAUCGUGCCGAGCGACGAGGAGCGCAGGACGACUCGCAAGGUCUGGCUGGCCACAGGGUUCCCGCAGAAUGAGCUGCUCCUGCCCGACUGCGACCUGGCGUUUGUGUCGAGUCUUUCGCGGUUUGAGGGGCUUCCGGUUGCUGGGGCGCAGGUGACUACUUUUGCAUGUGGCGGCUGGGCGGUUGGGGUCAAGAUCACGCACUGUCUGAGUGAUGCUGUUGGUCUGGUCAACUUUGUCAAGGCCUGGGCGGAGGAGACGCGGUUACUGGGCUCUGCUUCUUCUUCUUCUUCCUCUUCUUCUUCUACUACUACUGCUGCUGCUGCUGCUGCAGCACAGGAUGGCGCGACGAUGACGACGACCAGAUCGAUCUUCAAUCCCAGCUUACUCGACCAGCACGCCGGCGACAUUGACCAGCCCGAGCCAGACGCCAACAAGAUCGCCCUCGCCAGGUCCCUCCCUCUGUUCCGCUUCGACUGGUGGGACACAGAAGCCCCAGGCUACCCGUCCUGGGCCACCGCCGACACGCAGGCCACGAGGCCCAGCGACGAGGAGCUGCGCCACGUCAAGCUGAGCCCGGGCACGAGGCCGCCCUGGCCGACAUGGGACAUCAGCAAGCCCGCAGACCACGUGCAGAUCAGGUUCAGCGCCGAGGAGGUGUUGCGGCUGAAGCAGACUGCCCAGGCGAGCGUGCCGCAGGGCGAGGGCGCGCAUGACGCUCACACCAUCUCGCGCCUGGACGCGCUCCUCGCCCAUGUGUGGAUUCACCUGACGCGCGCGCGCCAGCUGCACCUCGCGCCGGACAAUGACGAGCCCGUCUACAUGGCCGUCACCCUGGGCCUGCGCAGCCGCGUCAACCCACCGCUGCCAGACACGUUUGCCGGCUCGCCCAUCCUGCUGGGGCACGCCUCGCUGCCGGGCCGGGCCCUGUCCAGUGGCACCGUGAGCCUGGGCGAGGUGGCGCUCGCGCUGCGGCGGACGAUGGCGCGGUUCACGCCCGAGGCGGUGGGUGCGUAUCUGCACGACGCGGCGUACGAGGUCUGUCCGCAGAGGCUCUGGCAGGCGUUCUGCGGGAGCCGGUACUGCGGCGUGACGUCCUGGACGCGGUCUGGGGCGUAUGGGGUGGAUUUUGUUGGUGCGUUGGAGGUGACGGGGGGGGAUAGGCCGCGGUAUGUGCACUGCAGGAUGCCGCUGCUGGAUGGGAUCUUGCAGGUGCUGGAUGUUGGGGAGACGGGGGAUCUGGAUGUUAGUCUUGCGCUGGGGAGGGAGGAGAUGGGGCGGUUGCUU
Cryphonectria parasitica EP155 is the source of this 1623-nucleotide messenger RNA. Its product is annotated as transferase family protein. Gene Ontology annotation, molecular function: acyltransferase activity, transferring groups other than amino-acyl groups. The transcript has a single exon. Lineage: Eukaryota; Fungi; Ascomycota; Sordariomycetes; Diaporthales; Cryphonectriaceae. The annotation marks the transcript as partial. Gene Ontology annotation, biological process: secondary metabolite biosynthetic process. The record is from RefSeq and is a predicted model, not a curated record.